GUGAACUCAAUUUAAAACCCAAAACAGUUGUCUUCAUUCACAUCAAUGUUUAGCUGUGUUUUUGUUUGACUUAAUUGUGUUAAUCAUGUUUUGUUAAUCGUUUUGAUUUUAUGCCCACUUAUUGUUUGCAAAAUCUAAUCGUUAUUUUAGGCCAAAUGAGUCUUCAAUUGACUGUAAUUGCAUUCAUUGGCCUUUUGUGGGCCAAUACUAGCCAUGGAUUAGAUGGACCUAAUGUCUGCACCAAAGAGGAAAUUUCCCACAAGAGGUGCAAAUCCCAGUGCAGGUGCCGUAUGAGGUCCGCACCAUCGGCUGGUGUCUCGCCGUCCCUCCCAGAUGUCGAAAGACUAAGUAAUUAACAC
Medioppia subpectinata is the source of this 359-nucleotide messenger RNA. Lineage: Eukaryota; Metazoa; Arthropoda; Arachnida; Sarcoptiformes; Oppiidae. The record is from the annotation of a GenBank genome assembly.